Octodon degus (degu) is the source of this 4811-nucleotide messenger RNA. It is a transcript of the gene Plekha8, whose product is annotated as pleckstrin homology domain containing A8. The transcript has 14 exons. The coding region runs from base 325 to 1881 and encodes 518 amino acids. Gene Ontology annotation, cellular component: cytosol; membrane; cytoplasm. Gene Ontology annotation, molecular function: ceramide 1-phosphate binding; ceramide 1-phosphate transfer activity. Gene Ontology annotation, biological process: intermembrane lipid transfer; ceramide transport. Lineage: Eukaryota; Metazoa; Chordata; Mammalia; Rodentia; Octodontidae. The record is from RefSeq and is a predicted model, not a curated record.
CUGCGGGUCAGGGGCUGAGGUAAAGCUGGGCGCAGCGGGCUGCGGUCCGGCUCGCUGGUCGCGCUCGGGCGGCUUCGGCUCCCCCGACUCCUUCCGGCACCUGGGCCUGCUCGUGGACGUCAGGUCCCACCCCAGCGCGGGCCUUCGCUGGCUGCAGUGACCCCGCCCCCGGGCCAAGGAUGUGAGCGUCUAGCGCCGGGCCGGGCCGGGCGCCGGCAGUAGGCGUCCGGGUCGCGCCGGGCGAUGGCCUUGUUGCUGGUACUGCUCGCAGCCCGGGGCCAGUGAGGGACCGGCGCGCUCUGUCGAGAGGCCCGGCGCGGCGCCAUGGAGGGCGUGCUGUACAAGUGGACCAACUACCUGAGCGGUUGGCAGCCUCGGUGGUUCCUUCUGUGUGGAGGAAUAUUAUCCUAUUAUGAUUCUCCUGAAGAUGCCUGGAAAGGUUGCAAAGGGAGCAUCCAAAUGGCAGUCUGUGAAAUUCAAGUUCAUUCUGUAGAUAAUACUCGAAUGGAUCUGAUAAUCCCUGGGGAACAGUAUUUCUACCUGAAGGCCAGAAGUGUGGCUGAGAGACAGCGGUGGCUGGUAGCCCUGGGAUCAGCCAAGGCUUGCCUGACAGACAGUAGGACUCAGAAGGAGAAAGAAUUUGCUGAAAACACUGAAAACUUGAAAACCAAAAUGUCGGAACUAAGACUCUACUGUGACCUCCUUGUUCAGCAAGUAGAUAAAACAAAAGAAGUGACAACUGGUGUGUCUAAUUCUGAGGAGGAAAUUGAUGUGGGUACUCUGUUGAAAUCAACUUGCAAUACUUUUCUGAAGACCCUGGAAGAGUGCAUGCAGAUUGCCAAUGCAGCCUUCACCUCUGAGCUGCUUUAUCACACUCCUCCAGGAUCACCACAGCUGGCUAUGGUGAAGUCAAGUAAGAUGAAACAUCCUGUUGUACCAAUUCACAAUUCACUGGAAAGGCAAAUGGAGUUGAACAGUUGUGAAAAUGGAUCUUUAAGUAUGGAAAUAAAUGGUGAUGAAGAAAUCCUAACGAAAAACAGCCCUUUAUAUUUGAAAUCUGCAGAGAUAGACUGUAGCAUAUCAAGUGAAGAAAAUACAGAGGAGACUAUAACAGUUCAAGGUGAAAUAAUGAAGGAAGAUGGAGAAGAAAACUUGAAAAAUCAGGACAGUAACUUGGCACAGCCUAGAUCAAACUCUUCAAAUUGCUCUCCAGAAUCCCUCUGGGAAGAAGAAAAAGAAGUCAUCCCAACUUUUUUUAGUACUAUGAACACCAGCUUUAGUGACAUUGAACUUCUGGAAGACAGUGGCAUUCCCACAGAACCUUUUUUGGCAUCAUGUUAUGCUGUGGUUCCAGUAUUAGAUAAACUUGGCCCUACUGUGUUUGCUCCUGUUAAAAUGGAUCUUGUUGGAAAUAUUAAGAAAGUAAACCAGAAGUAUAUAACCAACAAGGAAGAGUUUACUACUCUCCAGAAAAUAGUGCUGCACGAAGUGGAGGCGGAUGUAGCUCAGGUUAGGAACUCAGCUACUGAAGCCCUCUUGUGGCUGAAGAGAGGUCUCAAAUUUUUAAAGGGAUUUUUGACAGAAGUGAAAAAUGGUGAAAAGGAUAUCCAGACAGCCCUGAAUAACGCAUAUGGAAAAACUUUACGGCAACACCACGGCUGGGUAGUUCGUGGAGUUUUUGCGUUAGCCCUGAGGGCAGCUCCAUCCUAUGAAGAUUUUGUGGCCGCAUUAACCAUAAAGGAAGGUGACCACCAGAAGGAAGCAUUCAGCACUGGCAUGCAGAGAGACCUUAGCCUUUACCUUCCUGCCAUGGAAAAACAGCUGGCUAUACUGGACACUUUAUAUGAAGUCCACGGGCUGGAGUCUGACGAGGUGGUGUGACAGCUGCAGGACAGCACCUCCUAACUUCAGGGAAUAAAGUUUGCUCAAGUAUUGUGUUGCCCUACUUAAUUUUCAGCAAGAGCUUCAACCCUUUCCAACACCUUCCUUGGGGGAAUGGGAAGGAAGAAGCAAAACAUAGUGCUUUAUAUAUAAUUUUGUAAAAUAUGUAUGUAUUUUAUGUGAUUAAAAAUCGAGGUGCUAUAUACUUCAGUUCAGUGGGCCUACUGGAAACCAAAUCGUAAUUGUUAAAGACUUGAACAGCAAGUAAUAACAGAUUUAACAAAUAGAUUUUAUAUUGUGUUUUAUAUUGUUUUGUUUUAGUUUUAAUGGCCACUCAGACCCAAAUUGCAAAUGAGCUAAAAUUUGUAACUAAAAUUCAUAGCCAGUGUUCAACCAUCUUAAGAGUUAGACUGAACACUUAGAGUAUAAGGUCCUUUGUGAAGCAGUGCUAAUGUCGUUUGCUUUUCCUAGACAUUCUCCAGUGGAUCCUCCUUUCUCGCUCUUAGUGAGAAAAACCUGUGUAGAGAAAAGGUUUGGUCAUUUGUGUGACCAUGUGAUUGUAGGAAGAUAUGGACAAGGACUGCCAUCCCUUUUAGCUCAAGACAAGAGGUUUACCCUGACCCCACACUGGAGGAGGACUGGGUAGGAGAAGUGGGACAAAUCAUUUAAGGUGACAUCUGUCUUGUGCCCACCUUUUGCCACAUUUCCCAGGCAUUAUCUUAAUCGGACUUCACAAGGAAACCAUGACACUGAGAUUCUUAUUUCAUUUACAGAGUGAUGUUUAGAGGCAGAAGGGUCUGCUCACACUCUUCUCCUCAGUUGAGGAGCCAAGUGAUUUCCAAGUGUAACCUGUACCAUAUGUGUAUUGAAGUCAUGUGCUCAAAGACUGAAUUUCCAGAACUUGCUUAAAGAGCCCAGUCUGAGAGUGGGACACAGGACUCGACAUUUAGAUGAGCUUCCCAAAUGAUUCUUAUGCAUACAUGGUAGAAGGAACCACUUACUUAAAUUGGAGUUUUCAGAAUUCCAAAGCCUUCUCCAAGAACCAAAUGAUCCUUUUUUUAAACAGAAAGAGUCUGUCAUUUAAGAAAAAUAAUUCAGUGGAGAGUGAGAAGUAGAACAGGUUUACUUCACAGCAUACUUUGUUGAGCCAGCAUCAGCACCCAGCAUUCAGGGCCACAGCUCCGAAUCUUCCGGUGUUCAGUCAUGGCUUCAAGACCAGAAGUGUAGAGCAAACUAAAGGCAGCUGCAUGUCAGUCUCAAAAGCUUUCAGGUUUAUAGACAGGACUUGCAUAUUUUAUGAAACAACUUUGGAAAGACAUCCUACCAAGUGUGAUAGACGUCUGACCUAUGACCCUUCUCUCCUGCCUUUGGGUCAAGCUGCCACAGUAUGCACAGGGGAGAUGCCAUGAGUGCCUUCCUCUUCAGGAAGGGACACUUCAGCAUAAGAUAGUUCCUGGGGAGAAUAUAAGGGACACAGGUGCAUGGAGCAGUGCUUAAUGAUGCUGCAGAUCCAUAGGGCCAGAGAAUUCACUCCUUAGCAGGGUGCUUCAUAGAGGGCAGAAACUGACUUUGUCUUUUGUCUCUAUAAGCAGACAUUUAUUUAACCCACAUUAAUGAAACAAAUUGAGCUAGGCAAAAUGGCACACAUCGAUAGUCCCAGCUACUCUGGCAGUUAAAGCAAGAGAAUCUCUUAGUCCAGGAAUUCAAGGCCAGCCUGGACCGUGGAGUGAGAUGCUGCUCUUUAAAAUUAAAACAUAAGUUGUUGUUGUUUUUUUAAAGCAUUAGCCUACAAAAGAACUUCUAGAAAACAAACUUAGGAAAACAAUAUCUUAUGUUUUAAGGCUAGAGAAGAAUUAAAGUAAUGUUGAUUAUAUUUUAGCAUUUGUUGUUGGAAGCUGCUUAGGUGUGUGGAAUAUUUUCCUCCCAUUCAUCAGAGCAUUCUGUGGUGUUCUGUUCUUUUUUUGAGGGGGCCAGUGGGUGGACAGUCUCACUAUGUAGUUCAGGUUGGCCUUAAGCUCACUGUAACCCAGCCUGGCCUUGAACUCUUGGUGAUCUCCUGCGUUAGUCUCCCAAGUGCUGGGAUGUUAGGCAUGCCCCACUACACUGGGCUUGGAUGUCCUACAGCUAGAGUGAAUAUGAAGGUAGGACUUGGAGAUAAUUUAGACUUCUGCCCAUGAUACCCACUUCUCACAGGGAAAAAGGAAAAGGUACGCUGAGUGAAGAUGCUUUAAGCACUGCUCUUAAGAGGGGGUACUUUCAGGAAAUUGGUGGUGGUGUGAAGCUGACUGUUCACAACUGCUGGUGCUCCUGGCCACCUCAGGUCAGCUCUUGUUGUCUUGGAGAGCAGGUGGGCACUCUGAAAACACCUCAAGUGUGCCACCAAGUCUCUGAAUGCACACUGAAGGACAGCUGCCCUGCGUGGCCAUUUCACAUCUUUACAGGUACUGCCUACAUGUUUACAACUUAACUUAAUGAAGGAUGAGUUUAAUGUUACCAAAAUAGAGUAGCUUGAUAACUUGAAUAUGUUCCAUUUUCCAGUCACCCCUUUUCCAGCUAUAUAGGAAGAGGGUAAUGUUUUUCAGUAGAUAUUUUCCUUACCAGGGAGUGUUUGCCGAAGAUAAGUAAAACAGAGGAUUCUUUAAAAAGAAGGCUAGAAAUUGAAUGUAAUGCUAAACAAAUUCAACUUGACACAAAUAGAUCCUCCUCCUGGACCUAUAAUAUUUAUGUCUUGAUUUACAGUCAAUUGUGCUGAUGAGCAGUGACUUCCUAAAAAGGGGACAAUAGGGUAAAAUACUUUCAGCUUUUUUCUGUAGCUCUCCAAGAGCUCUGGGAUUCUUGAGCUUUCCUUUACUCUGACACUGGGAGAGAAAUAACUGGUAUGUUUUCUGCUUUCAUUGCUUGAAACAUCUUUUCGUGCAUAACCAUUUGGA